AUGGCACCUACUUCUUCCACUGAUUGUAAAUCAGAAAUUAUAAAUGCUUUUGAUGAAAUUGCACCACCAUGUGCAUCUGCAUCAACUCCUGCUACAUUCAGAACGCCAUCACAACAGCUUCGGUGGGAUGUAUUCAUUAAUCAUCGUGGACCUGAUGUCAAACACACACUAGCUAAAGCUAUGUACCACGUCCUCCAUGCCACGGGUCUCAGGGUUUUUCUUGAUUCCGAGGAGUUGUCAUUGGGGGAUUUCUUGCCUGCAGCACUACAACAAGCAAUGCGUAGUGCUCCCCUUCAUGUGGUGAUUUUCUCUCCCACCUAUGCAGAAUCGAUAUGGUGUCUUGCCGAACUAUCCUUUAUGCUAAAAUCUGGUGCAACUAUUAUUCCUGUUUUCUUCAAUGUUCAGCCUACCGAUUUGCGAUGGGUGGCUCAAGGAGAAGGAAUGUACGCUAAAGCCUUUACAAAGCAUCAAGAAAAGGGUAGAUACAGCUUGGAAAAGCUUGAAGAGUGGAAGAUGGCGCUCCACAGUGUUUCAUUUUAUAAGGGCGAAAUCAUCAAUAAUAAUGAAAGUCGAAUCCAGCAUUCAAAUCGUAGGAAUCUGGGGAAUGGGUGGUUCUGGGAAAACCACUCUUGCGAAAGAAUAUAUAAUCAGAAACACUUAUCUGUAGAAAGCUCCAGUUUUGUUUUUGAUGUUAGAGGUGCUGCAGCUAAAAAUGAGUUAUAUAAAAAGCAGAUUGAACUCCUCCAAGAUAUUGGUUUCAAAGGUGAAACAUUUGAAAACAUAGAAAAAGGCAAGAAAAUUGUUUCAAAUUGUUUAAAAUCUAUUCGUCUGCUCAUCGUUUUGGAUGAUGUGGAUCAUAUGAAUCAACUGGAUGCGCUCUUGCCCACAAAGGAUAACCUCGGAUUGGGGAGUUUAAUCAUUGUCACAACAAGGGAGAAGGAAGUUCUCCGAUGUUGGGGUGUUUCCUCCAUUUAUAAAAUGAAAACAAUGAAUUUACCUCAUGCUAGGCAACUUUUUUGCUGGCAUGCAUUCUUACAACCCUCUCCAUCGUUGGAAUUUGAGAAACUUGUUGAAAAGUUUGUAAGUGUCUGUAAUGGGCUACCUUUAUCUUUGAAGGUACUUGGAGGACAACUUUAUGGCUGGUCUAUCAAGGACUUAUGGAAGGAUCUAUUGAGUAAGAUCUCUAAAAUAUUGCCCUUGGAUAUUAAAAUUUGCCUAAGAGUGAGCUAUGAUGCUCUAGAUGUUCAAGAGAAACAGAUAUUCUUAGACAUUGCCUGUUUUUUCAUUGGAAAAGACUACAAAAGCGCCAUUGCAGUGUGGGAGGCAUCGGGCUGGAAUGGUCUGUAUGAUUGGAAUAGACUUGUAAAUAAGUGUCUUGUUGACAUUGAUCAUGCCAAUCGCAUAACAAUGCAUGAUCACUUGAGGGAUUUAGGAAGGGAAAUAGCAAAUACUGAGCCACCCUUCCGUAUAUGGUCCCCAGAACAGAUUACGGGCAUUCAGAAAAAACUGGAGGAAAGAGUCCAGAUUCGAGGAAUGAUAUUGAAUACAGAAACUAAUGAUGAAUCCAAUUUUCCUGGUUUCCUGGUCAAUACAAGUACAGGACUUUCAAGAUAUCUUCCAUCAUGGCUACCAUUAAAAAAUCUACGGGUUUUAGAACUUGAGGACUCUGACAAAUUAAAAGAACUGUGGAAGAAUGGCGCCGACACUCCGAUGCAUUUACGAGAGUUGGGUAUUUGUGGCUGCCAAAGAUUCCGAAGGUUUCCAAGGUCACUAGGACUUCUACAGCACUUGGAAAAGAUAGUUGUGGAUCAUAGCAUCAAACUGAGGAGUUUGCCAGAAGAGUUUUGCUUUCUACAAUCAUUAAAGCACCUGCAGCUAAGUAAUUGUGAGAUGCUUUCAUCAUUACCUAAGAAUUUCGGCUAUUUGACAAAUCUGCAGCAUUUAGAAUUGUCCUUUUGCCUGUUGAAGGAGGUGCCAAUAUCUUUCAAACAACUGAGGUUCCUGAAGCAUCUCAGUAUACACUGCUGUUAUAAGCUCACCUUAGAGUCAGACAUCCUUGAAAACAUGACAACACUCGAGUAUUUGAGUCUGUCAGAGCUUCCGCAACUGAAAAUAUUGCCUUGCCAAAUCACAAAUCAGGCCUCUUUGAGAGAGCUCUACUUAAAAGAUACCGACAUAAACGAGCUCCCAGAUAACAUUGGUCAACUCAACAAGUUGAGAGUACUGGAGAUAGGGUCAUGUAAGAUUCGCUCUUUACCAGAGUCCAUGGGGCGUCUGAAUCUUUUAGAGCGUUUGGAAUUGAAGAGUUUGGCAGUGGUACUUUUACCACAAUCAUUCACACAACUGAUAAAUCUGCAUAUUAUUACAAUAGACAAUUGCCCAAUCAGUGAAUUUCCUUUUGGGCAGGAGUCAUUUUCUUCAUCAUUCUGCAAGCUCGAGAAAUUAACCUUAAUCUGGACAAGAAUGUCCCAGAUUUUAAUUUCUGAAGAAUGUUGUCCUGGCCUUCAGACCCUGCCAACAGCAUUGAAGUUCAUAGAGGUGGAAUACUGUACAACACUGAGAAACAUGAGGAUUACUGCUGGUUUGUCAAACCUUCAAACGCUCAAGAUAAAAGACUGUCCAGAGCUAGAUUCGGUUCCAAGUUUUGCUGAAUUAACGUCUCUACAAAUAAUUGAAUUUAUAAGAUGUGGCAGAAUUAAGAAGAUAAAAGGUUUAAAACACUGCAGAUCAUUGAACAUUCUGAUUAUAUUUUCCUGUAAAGAGUUAGAUGCUAUUCCAAGUUUGGCAGAAUUAACUUCUCUAAGAAAAAUUGAUUUGAAAGAGUGCCACAAGCUUUCAAAGAUAGGCAGUUUACAGCACUGCAGAUCUCUGGAGGCACUAUUGAUAAGCGACUGUCAGGAUUUGCAUUCCAUAGCAAGUUUGGCAGACUUAAUUUCUCUCAGAAUAUUUGAGUUGAGAGGUCGCAACAAAGUAGAGAAGAUAGAAGGCUUACAACACUGCAAAUCAUUGAAGGAGCUGGUGGUAGAAUAUACCCGCUGGCAGCUACCCUGCAUAGGAAGUAGCUUGGAGCAGAUGCAAAGAUUGAAGAUUGUGCAACUAGUGGCAAAGAAGAGAUCAGCUAUUGAGCUAUGCACUAAGACCAUACAGAGAUGGCCAUCAGAUAUAAUAAUAUGUACGAAGGCAGCCCCUGACGCGGCAUCAAUUAUAAAUCCGUCGGCCGUUCCCAAUCUUUCAGUUGUUCAGUCCUUUGGUAAGUCCAAGUAUGCAGAGGUAGGCAAUCUUUCCACUGCCAGAUCCUUUAUGCUAUGUUUAGUUAUAAACUGUAACUCUCCACGCAUGUUCCUUCGUCUAGUUGCGAAUUGUUACGAGGAAUCUGUAAUAUGGCUGGAUGAGGGCAGAGCUAUAGUGAUAGGUAUGUUUGCACAACAUUCAAGAUCCCUCAAUUCAGUGUAUUUUAACAUAAGACGUGAGAUCCAAUCGGAUGGGGUAGAUAAUGAAGACAAUGAAGGAAGUGGAGUGACGGAAGUGGAGAAAGGAUUUCUUGUGAGCGGGGAAGAAAAUAGCAUGGUGGAGGGUUUCCACCGCUUAUUUGCACUUCUAGGAAAUUGA
This is a messenger RNA of Cryptomeria japonica (Japanese cedar), 3609 nucleotides long. RefSeq names its product disease resistance protein RPV1-like. Gene Ontology annotation, biological process: signal transduction; defense response. The record is from RefSeq and is a predicted model, not a curated record. The transcript has 6 exons. The coding region runs from base 1 to 3609 and encodes 1202 amino acids. Lineage: Eukaryota; Viridiplantae; Streptophyta; Pinopsida; Cupressales; Cupressaceae. Gene Ontology annotation, molecular function: ADP binding.